AUGGGCAAGUUAUUAAUGCGCUUGACAGCCUUGUUGGGAAUUGGCGUUUUCGUCCUCGUUUUGGCACUCAGCGUUGAAGGACGAGGAAUUCGCUGUCGACAAGGAUUCAGACUGAAACUCCGAGAUGACUCGUGUAUGCUUUGCAAAUGUGACGAUGCUGGGGAUUGUUCAUUGAAAAGAUUGUUCUGCACAUGGUCCAUCCGUCGGCCAUUUUUCGAGUCAAGAGGAUGCAAACCAAUUGACAAAGGGGGAUGCUGUCCUAAAAUCGCGUGUCCUCUGUCAAUCCUGAGUGAGCUCAACAGCAGUGACAGCAGUGACUCUUCUGAGGAAGAUGAGUCAAAUGCUGCUCAGUCUCAGAGCACAGUACAGUCAUCUUCAUCAACACAACAUGAUGCUGCUGGAUCAGAAAGAUCAUCAUCAUCAUCAUCAGGACAUGAUGAAUCACAAUCAGGAGUUGGGAAAUCCCAUCAGGAUUCACCAUCAGUAGGCCAUCAGGAGACCAUCAGGAAAUCCCACUCUGGGAGGGAAUCCCAACAACAUCACCACCACCACCAUCACAAUCAGGAAAAAUCCAGAUCAGGACAUGGAACCACUUCAUCAUCAUCAUCAUCAGUUGUGGCUGUGACAGUCAACCAUGGAACAUCCUCUGGCCUCAACCUGUCCAACUUUGGUCCCAAUGGUGGCUCCAGAGUGCGCACCACUGUGGCACAUGGCAGCUUCAGAAGGUUUCCCUUUUUAAGGAAAUCUGAUGGCUCCAGCAGGAACAGGGCAAGUGGUGGUACCACCACCACCACCAGCAGCAGCAGCUUCUCAUCCAGAACAGGUGAAGUCUCAUCCACAGCUGGUGAACAUGAUGGUCAACAAGGAACCAAGGGUGCUGGUGGAUCAUCUGCUGGACAUGGUUCUGUCAGUAGCAGCACUGGAGGAAAUGGUGCAUCUGGUGGAACAGAAGGUGGACAAGGAGGUGCAGGAGGCCAUGGAGAAGGUCAUUCAGGUGCUUCUGCUGGGACUCAAAUCAGUCAUGGUUCCACCAGCAGUGGUGUAGGAGAGGGUGCAUCAUCUGGAUCAGAGGGAGGAAAUAAUAAUGGAGGAGGUCAUGGUGCUUCUGGAACUGAAGCUGGUCACAGCACAGCUGGAACACAAGGCACUUUGGAAUCUAGUGGGACAGAAGCUGGUGGUGGUCAAGGUGGCAAUCAGGGUGGUUCAGGAGCAGAAGUGGGAUCACCAAGUUCAGGAUCUUCAAACCUUGAUGCUGCUGCAGCAAAUUCAGGACAUCAGUCCACUGGUGUUGCUUCUGAGUCCAUUGCUACAGGCAAUGAAUUAGGAUCUGCUGGUCAACAAGCAUCACGUUCUUCAGGCCAUUCUUCAGGAGAUUUUGAAAGGGCAGCAAGAAGAGAUGCAGUUUUCCGCCGCCUUGGACUGCGAAAUGAAAAUGACAUAGCUUCUCUGGGAAACCGCCUUGGCUUUGGCACAACACACAACUUCAUCAAUGCACUAGACAUUGCUUUGAGUGGUGGGAAAAAUAAGCAACAAAAAGGACAUGGGUCUGAUGCUUCUGCUGGGACAGAAACAGGUGGCCAUGUUGAACCUGCCAGUGGUGGCCAAGAGGCAUCUGGUGGACAGAGCACAGGAAACCAAGGUGCUGGUGGAAGUGGACAAGAAACUGGAAGCCAUGGUGGAUCUGGUGGCAAAGAAGCAGCAGGUGGCCAAGGUGGAUCAGUUGGCAAUGAAGUCUCUGGUGGUCAGAGUGAAGCUGGUUCUCCAGCAGUCAGGGUGGACUUGAAGCUGGAGGACAAGGUGGAUCUGGUGGUCAUGGUGGACUUGAAGCUGGAGGACAAGGUGGAUCUGGUGGUCAUGGUGGUCAUGGUGGAUCUAGUGGUCAUGGUGGAUCUGGUGGUCAUGGUGGAUCUGGUGGUCAUGGUGGAUCUGGUGGACAUGGUGGAUCUGGUGGUCAUGGUGGAUCUGGUGGUCAUGGUGGGUCUGGUGGACAUGGUGGUCAUGGUGGAUCUGGUGGUCAUGGUGGAUCUGGUGGACAUGGUGGUCACGGUGGACUUGAAGCUGGAGGACACAAUGGAUUUGAAGCUGGAGGACAAGGUGGACUUGAAGCUGGAGGACACAAUGGACUUGAAGCUGGAGGACACAAUGGACUUGAAGCUGGAGGACAAGGCGGACUUGAAGCUGGAGGACACAAUGGACUUGAAGCUGGAGGACAAGGUGGAUCUGGUGCUCAUGAAACAAGUGGUCAUGCUGGUGGAUCUGGUGGUCAUGCUGGUGGAUCUGGUGGUCAUGCUGGUGGAUCUGGUGGUCAUGCUGGUGGAUCUGGUGGUCAUGCUGGUGGAUCUGCUGGUCAUGGUGGAUCUGGAUUACAUGAAACAGGUGGUCAUGCUGGAUCAGCUGGUGCAAGUGGUCAUGGUGGAUCAGCUGGUGCAAGUGGUCAUGGUGGAUCUGGGACUCAAGAAGCUGGUGGUCAUCAUGGAUCUGGGACUCAAGAAGCUGGUGGUCAUCAUGGAUCUGGUGCACAAGAAGUUGGUGGACAAGGUGGAUCUGGUGCACAAGAAGUUGGUGGACAAGGUGGGUCUGGUGCACAAGAAGUUGGUGGACAAGGUGGAUCUGGUGCACAAGAAGUUGGUGGACAAGGUGGAUCUGGUGCACAAGAAGUUGGUGGACAAGGUGGAUCUGGUGCACAAGAAGUUAUUGGACAAGGUGGAUCUGGUGCACAAGAAGUUGGUGGACAAGGUGGGUCUGGUGCACAAGAAGCUGGUGGACAAGGAGGAUCUGGUGUACAAGAAGCUGGUGGUCAAGCUGGACCUGAAGGUCAUUCUGGAGUACAAGAAGCUGAAACCCAUGCUAGGACAGGAGGACAUGGCAGUAUUGCUGCCAAUUCUGGAGGACAAGGAAGCUUCUGCAGGAACACAACAAGCCUCCAAUGGACUUGGUGCAGAAACAAUAGGCCAGGAACCACAACAACAAACCUCACAGCAGGGCAGUGGACUUGAAGCACCAGCAAUUGCUGGACCAGUGGCACCAGAACCAGUCAGUGUUAUAACUGGCCCAGCAGCAGAGGCUCCAGGAAAUGAAAUCACCAAUGAACUUCCAGGAACAGACCCCUUGAUUGAACUUCCAGGGGACACUGGCAAACUAAAUGAACCAUUUUAUGACAUUGUCUUUGGAUUUGCACAUUCUCUAUUUCAAGGAAACCAUGACCUGAGCUCACUUGGUCUCACACCUGAAACUCUGGCUGCUCUGGCCAAUUCCCCUGGACAAACUGGCCCAGCAAACAUUGAACCCUCUGCUUUGGACAAUGGAAUUCUUGUGGAGAUUCAAGGGGCUUCAGAUCCACUGCCUGAGGUUUCACCAGCUGCUGAGGUUCCACAGCAGGCUAUUGAGGUUCCACAGGCUGCUGAACCUGCUGCUGUAGCAGCAGAGCCUGAAGUAGCUGCACCAGUUGCACCCAAGCAAGAAGCUCCUCCAGCAGUUGCAUCUGAAUUGCCAUCAGCACAAGUUGCAGCUGAACCUGCAUCUCAGCUAGCUGCUGGAAAUGAACUUGGAGCUGAACCAGCAGCAGAUAUUCAACUUGGACCAGAUCCAGCUCUGUUUGCUCAGGCGCCAACCAGUUGCAAAAAUGGAGGUGAUGGGUUCUUUGUAGGGGAUGGACUCUGCUACCUCUGCAAUUGUAAAAAUGCAGAUUGCAAUGUGGAAAGAAUUGGGUGUCUGUGGCACAAACAGCAAGCAGAAUUGCUGACCCACAAGUGCAAACCCACUUACAAGCCUGGGAAAUGCUGUCCUGAAGUCCUGUGCUGGGACACAGUCAUCUUGGAGGAAGAUGAGGACACACAGAAGCAGCUCAAUCAAGUCAAGCUCCCUCAAAUUGCAUAAAAAGUGUCC
This is a messenger RNA of Notodromas monacha, 3885 nucleotides long. Lineage: Eukaryota; Metazoa; Arthropoda; Ostracoda; Podocopida; Cyprididae. The record is from the annotation of a GenBank genome assembly.